AUGCACUUUACUAACCUUGAUGACACGCAUGUGUAUGUGCAUGGAUACCAUGUGCACGAUAUGAAUUUAGAAUACUCAGAAAAACUAUGCCGUAACAAAUCUCUGACACGCAAUGUCCACCGCGAUCCCAUAGACAAACUGAAGCCCAAAAUAUCUUCAUGGGAACUAAAACAAAACGAGCAAAUAAGAACCAUCAUUGUGAUGUCAAAAACUUCGAUGACGAUCUGUGAAAACUCUGCCAGUUUCUUUUUUAACCGAAGAAGCAAACAUUUGAGCUCGUUCAAAUGUGUGAUCUACUGCCUUGAAUAUGAAGAAGACGACGUUAUGUGUACCUUCCCUCCGCUCAAAAGUAUCAAAGUUAGCAUCACAAAUCACGUCUAUGAUUUUCAGAAACGAAACGAGCAAAUAAGAACCAGCACUGUAAUGUCAAAAACUUUGAUAACGAUUUGUGAACACUCUGCCAGUUUUUUUUUAAAUCAAAUAAGCAAACAUUUGGGCUCGUUCAGAUGUGUGAUCUGCCGCCUUGAAUAUGAAGAAGACGACGUUAUGUCUACCCUCCCUUGCAAGCAUCUAUACCACUCCGAUUGCAUGCAACAAUGGCUUUAA
Messenger RNA from Marchantia polymorpha subsp. ruderalis, 606 nucleotides. NCBI's taxonomy places the organism in Eukaryota, Viridiplantae, Streptophyta, Marchantiopsida, Marchantiales, Marchantiaceae. The record is from the annotation of a GenBank genome assembly.